This is a messenger RNA of Helobdella robusta, 543 nucleotides long. RefSeq lists its product as hypothetical. The record is from RefSeq and is a predicted model, not a curated record. Lineage: Eukaryota; Metazoa; Annelida; Clitellata; Rhynchobdellida; Glossiphoniidae. The transcript is spliced from 3 exons. The coding region runs from base 1 to 543 and encodes 180 amino acids.
AUGCGGGGGCGAAAGAAGAAGAAGAGGAAGAAGUGGAAGGAAGGAAGGAAGGAAGAUGAAGGAAGAAUAAAGGGCAGAAGAAGAACCAGAGGAAGAUUAGCGGACGGUGAAGAACAAGAAACAGUGGAGAACGUAAAAGAGAAAGAUAAAAAGAAGAGGAGGAGGAGGAGGAGGAUGCUGGAGACGGAAAAUUGUUGGCACGGGGCUAAUGUCAAAAAGCAGAAAUUUUCGGGCUCGAGAAAAAAAGUUGAUUUAUCAGGAGCGGGGACAAUUUCACCCCUUGCUGCCGCACCCGACCCCGAGCCUAAGAUGUCUACACGUUUGAGAAACGCAUCGGUCUCCAGUGAUCUCCCUAGUUUCGAUUACUCCAACGUUUUUGACAAACUUACUGCUGUUUUCAAAUGUGAACCGUUGUACGAUCACAUUCCUAAGAUUUGGAGGGAAAACGCAUUCCCGAUUGCUGGAUUAACGCCGUAUUACAGUGUAUCAAACAGGGUAACUUCACUGCAGCCGUCAGACCUGACUGAUUGCCUGGGAGCUUAG